Messenger RNA from Eurypyga helias (sunbittern), 6165 nucleotides. It is a transcript of the gene POLQ, whose product is annotated as polymerase (DNA directed), theta. Lineage: Eukaryota; Metazoa; Chordata; Aves; Eurypygiformes; Eurypygidae. The transcript has 21 exons. The record is from RefSeq and is a predicted model, not a curated record. The annotation marks the transcript as partial. Gene Ontology annotation, molecular function: DNA-directed DNA polymerase activity; DNA binding. Gene Ontology annotation, biological process: double-strand break repair via alternative nonhomologous end joining; DNA-templated DNA replication.
AUCAUAGUGGGGGGAGUGGCCAGCACUCCGGAUGAUGUGCAGACCUAUGCUUCUUGCACUCUUCUUGCAUCCAGCUUGGAAGAAAGCAGGCAGGAAAACGAGAAAGCACAAGGCAAAGCGCAGGCUGGACCUAUCGAGGCUUGUGUGGCAUGGUUGCUGGAAAAGGAAUUCAUUCAGGCUCUGGACUCUGGCAGUGGUGUGAAAGCAAAGGUUUAUCAUCCAACACAUCUUGGCUCAGCCCCCCUUUCCUCUUCUCUUUCCCCAACUGAAGCCAUGGAAAUCUUUGCUGACCUGCAGCGAGCUAUGAAAAGCUUUGUUCUGGAGAAUGAUCUGCAUAUUGUUUAUUUAGUCACUCCACUCUAUGAGGAGUGGACCACGAUUGAUUGGUACCAGUUUUUCUGCUUAUGGGAGAAGCUGCCCGCCUCAAUGAAACGUGUGGCUGAGCUGGUGGGGAUUGAAGAAGGCUUUCUGGCUCGCUCUGUAAAGGGCAAGAUCUUAGCUAAAACAGAGAAGCAGCACAGGCAAAUGGCCGUCCACAAAAGGUUUUUCACCAGUCUCGCCCUCCUGGAUUUAAUCAGUGAGGUUCCCUUAUGGGAUAUGACCAAGAAAUAUGGCUGUAGUCGUGGCCAACUUCAAUCCUUGCAACAAUCUGCUGCCACUUAUGCAGGCAUGGUAACGGUUUUCUGUAAUCGCCUGGGCUGGCACAACAUGGAGCUGUUGCUCUCUCAGUUCCAGAGCCGCCUCACUUUUGGGGUUCAUCGGGAGCUUUGUGACCUGGUACGAGUGUCUCUGCUGAAUGCACAGCGUGCGAGGACACUUUACAACGCUGGCUUUGUCACAGUGGCUGAUCUUGCUAAAGCCAGUCCUGAUGGUGUGGCAACUGCUCUGAAGAAUGCGGUACCGUUCAAGAGUGUUCGUAGGGCUGUGGAUGAAGAUGAAGAAUCAGCAGAGGAACGUCGGGCUGUGCGCAGCAUCUGGAUGGCUGGAAUGAAAGGCUUAACCGAAAGUGAAGCAGCUUCCCUUAUUGUGGAGGAAGCCAGGGUACUUCUCCGGCAGGAUUUGGCACUGAUGGGAGUGCAGUGGAACCCAGAGUCUUUUCUCGAGUCUGAUACGUCCUCUGUGAUCAGCAGUGAGUCAGAACUGGAAGACAGACUACAUAGAUCAAAUGGAGAGCAGUCUUCUGAGUCUUCCAUGGUGUUAAACAAAAAAGGGUGCAGAGUUCAGCAUUGUAAUGGCCUUGGUUCUCAGACUGGAAGCUUAUCUAAUAUUAAAAAGAGAUGUAAAAGGCGACUGAGCGGUAGUACAGAAAACUCCAGACUGGGGAGUGAAGUCUCAGCUGGGAGACAGGCUCGAGCAGAGCAAGGCAACAAUGAUAUUGUGCACAGUGCUAGAAAACGGCCAAAUAUGUGCAGAGGUAAUGAAAACGUAGAAGAAAUUUCUCUGGUCAAAACCAAGAUGGAGUCCAGGAAAGUAAUUCCAGAACUCCCUACUGAACGAGGAAAAACGCCAACACUGAGAACAAAGUCUUCAGCCUCUAGAUUGAUAAAAAGUACGGACACGCAUUUAAACCGGAGCAGGAACAAAAAUCCUGUGUCAAAACUGCAGAGGUCACUCCUUGAAGAAUCAAAUAUGCUUAGCAUAGACCUACAAAAGCCGCCUGCUUUCCACUCCCCCAUCUCUAAAGACAACUUUUUUUCAGACCAAUAUAACAAGGGUUUUAUGGAAACAGGGUCUGUAACUCAUAAAGUCUUGAAUUUUGCACAGAUGGGGGAAAUUAAUCUUGAGAGGAAAGAUAAAAGGGAAGGAUCAUUUACAGAGCCUUCCACCACUAAUGAGGGCAUGCCUAAGGGGAGAGCCUGUUUGCAGGCACCUCCUACGUUGCAGGGAACUCCACACGUCAACCUGGAGACACGUAAUGUUGUAGAGAGUCUGGUGAUGCCUGCUGGUGCUAGGACACAGAGACAGGAAACUACUGAUGGUAAGCAGAAUAAAAUGAAUAACGUGCAAACAGAUGGAAGCUGUGCCGAGGUGAUGCUUGGUAAGCAGCAGACGGCUUUAGAUGCCGAUCGCCGUAACGUAACUGCUAGCCGCUCUGGAAAUGGACGUGUCUGUAACAGCAGCAGGAUACGGAAACCUGCGCAUCUUUGUCCUGGUGAGGAUAAAUCCUGCGAUGUCCAGAUUCAGAAUGGUGGCGAAAAUGAGAGUGAAAAGCCCAAUGGAAUAUUGUUAGAAGCUGGAGCACUGCAGAAAGCCAACAGUCAUCCUAAGGGUUUUCUGAAAGACUCUCUAGGACAAUCCAGAGGUGUUUGCGAUGCAGCUGAUGUUCAGAACGGUCCAACCUCUGUUCUGUUUUCUGACUCUAGAGACUUUGAAGACAGCUUCCAGCUGGAUACUCAAACAGAGAUGAUGAUAAAACAGGAGGGAGCAGCUGGAAUCACAGGACAUCAGGGAAUACAAGGUUCAGAGCUGGCGGUGAUACCACAGCAGGAAAUCUCCAAGAGACUAAGCACUUCACAGACUGAGAAUGCUACUCAUGAAAGGCUGGCUGCAACAGUUAGGAAAUUGGGCUUAUCAAGCCUUAUCACAACAAAUAGCAUUACAAAAAACACAGCUCAGCACUGCAGUAGUAAAGUUUUGGAGUCUGGAGACCUUAAUUUACAGCCCAUAAUGAAGGAAAUAGAAUCUGCACCUUGCAUUAAAGAAAGUGAUUUCUCAGUGACCGACUCCCAGUUACACAGUUUUCUACAACAUUACCAGACUCAAAAUUCAGUGAAAGAGGAGGCUGCACCUAAAGACCUUAAUAAAGCAACCUCUCCUGUUGGUAGGGAGCACAUUGUACAAGUAGAAUGCCACCCUGUCCCUGAAACAAGCCUAAAUAUGAGUGAUAGCUUGCUGUUUGAUGAUAGCUUCAGCAAUGUCAGUGACCUUUCAGCUGCUCACGUUAUGGAAGCUGACAGAAAGGAACCUGUGGAGAAGCAAGGGGCUUUGCUUUCUCCAGAAGGUCUUUUGCAGAACCUAAGGCCUGUUCAGAACAGGCUUGAUGUCACUGGCAAUCAGAAAGAGCGUGAAGACCCUGCGCAGUGUAAUAAUAUGUCUCUAGCAUUCUCUGAUCUAAUAGCUGAAGUUUUAGAUCAUGCAAACUCCCCAUCUUUUCUGGAAGAUCUUCCUUCUACGCUUCACAGUCAGUCAGGAUUAAGGAACCCCGUGAUUUGUAACAAUGACCCCAGACCAAAGGGCUUAGCAGGGUUUCAAGGUGAAAAGCUCCAGAGAAGCCAGCAAGCUUUAGACAAGAAAACCCAUCCAGCGAUGUGGACUGACCACUCCUUUGAGCUAAGCCCAGGAUUGCAGGAUGUAUUGGACAAAUGGCCUAGUCCCUCGGGCACUGAGCCAGUCUCAGUAAGGUCCUGUUUGAAAGACAAGUUAGUUGCUCCUAUUGCUAAUCGAGAGCCAGAUGCAGUUUUUGAAUCCGACCGUUGUCAGCCAGAGCCUUUGCCCACUUGCCAGGAUUUAAAAAGCUGUUUCAAGGGGAGCAGCAGAACAUCCUGCCCUCCACCAGAUAGUAAUAACACGUUUAUUCCUCCAACACCCCCUGAAGAGCUUUUUCCAAAGAGCUCUGCUUCUCUCUCUGUGAAGUCUGCAAGGAGGAGCCCAGCUGCCUGCAGGAAUGAAGGGCUGCUGACUCGGCCGCAGCAGAAUAACGAGGGUGAUGCAGAGCAGCAGGCCAAACCACUCCGGGUCAAUCUUGGCACCGUAGACACAGCUGAGACCGAUGAGAGGAAGGAUGAUUGCACUAUAGAGCAAGGCUUUUCGCUGCAGCUAUCUCAGGAUGUCUUUCCACCUGUUCCCUCAAGUGCUGAAGGUUUCACUAUUAUUGAUGUAGCAAGCGACAAAGUACUUUUCCAGACUUUUGUGGCAGAGUGGAAGGAGAAAAGCAGAUUCUCCAUCGCGGUGGCGUGCGAAAGAACAAAAUGUCUUUCAUCUCCCAGAUCAACGAUUGGUGGCAAAUUCAAAAAAGUAAGUUCUCCCCAGUGGAUGCAAGUUAAAGAUGACGGAUUUCCUGUCCAAGGCUGUGAAGACAUCUUGGUAGUUGGACUGGCAGUAUGUUGGGGUGGAAAAGAUGCCUACUAUAUCUCUUUGCAGCAGAUACAAGACCAGACUGAAAUCAGUAUGAGUUUGGCACCGCCACCUUUGGACAAAAACCUUCCUGUAACAGAGCGACUGUGUCACCUGCAGCUGUACCUGCAGAAGAAGCCCAAGCAGGAGCGCUCACUUGUGAUGUACAACUUCAUUCAGCACUACAAGACCCUGGUGAUGGCUUGUGGCAUCUCCUUGGAAGGAAGUUUUGAGGACCCAAAGGUUGCCUGUUGGCUCCUGGAUUCUGGGUCUAAGGAACGCACGCUCCACAACAUGGUGACUAACUUUCUCCCCAGCGAGCUACCCCUCCUGGAAGGGGUGGGCACCGGCCAAGGGGUGCAGAGCCUGGGGCUUAGUGCCAGCGGAGAUUGUUCUGGGCGGUACAGAGCAGCUAUCGAGUCUGUGCUUAUCUUCAGUGUCAUGGACAAACUCCAUGAUGAAUUACGGAAGGAAAAUCUGACAGAUGUAUUUUCUAAAGUGGAGAUGCCAAGCCACUAUUGCUUGGCUCUUCUGGAGCUGAAUGGCAUUGGUUUUAGCACAACAGCCUAUGAAACCCAGAAGCAGGUCAUGCAAGCUAAACUGAGCGAGAUUGAGACCAAGGCGUAUCAACUGGCAGGCCACAGCUUCUCCUUGACCAGCCCUGAUGAUGUCGCAGAGGUUUUGUUCCUGGAGCUGAAGUUGCCGCAAAAUGGAGAUGGGAGAGUUCAAGGGAACAAGAAAACCCUGGGCUACACCAGAAGAGCAACUGCUAAAGGAAACAGGGUUAGGUUGAGCAGGCAGUUCAGUACAACCAAGGACGUUUUGGAGAAAUUAAAGACGCUUCACCCGUUGCCAGGGCUGAUACUGGAAUGGAGGAGGAUCAACAACGCCAUUACUAAAGUGGUGUUUCCACUACAGAGGGAAAAGCGGCUGAAUUCUGCACUGGGAAUGGAAAGGAUAUAUCCAGUGGCACAGACUCACACAGCUACAGGUCGAAUAACCUUCACAGAGCCAAAUAUCCAGAAUGUGCCAAGAGAUUUUGAGAUUGAAAUGCCAACUGUGAUUGAAGAAAGCCCGCCCUCCCAAGCCCAUGGAAACGUUAAUUCCCGUGCUGUUUCUGGGGGCAGAUGGAGAACGCGUUCCAGUAUUUUGCCUGAUGGCCUGAAGGUUGAGACUGAAGACAGAUCUGAAGAAAGAGGAAUACCAUUUUCUGUUAGCAUGAGGCAUGCUUUUGUUCCUUUCCCAGGUGGCUUAAUCUUGGCUGCUGAUUACUCUCAGCUCGAACUGAGGAUCCUUGCUCAUUUGUCUUGCGACUGUCGACUCAUUCAAGCCUUGAACGGGGGUACUGAUGUCUUCAACAACAUUGCAGCAGAAUGGAAAAUGAUUGAUCCUGAAGCUGUUGGAGAUAGGACCAGGCAACAAGCUAAGCAGAUUUGCUAUGGAAUCAUCUAUGGAAUAGGAGCAAAAUCUUUAGGCGAGCAGAUGGGGAUUGAUGAAAAUGAAGCUGCCAGUUACAUUGAAUCCUUCAAAUCAAGAUACACAGGGAUUCAGAAAUUCUUGAGGGAGACGGUGAGGAGCUGCAGAAGAGAUGGGUUUGUGCAGACCAUCCUGGGAAGACGGAGAUACCUGCCAGCUAUCAAAGAUCCAAACCCCUACAGUAAAGCUCAUGCAGAGCGACAGGCCGUGAACACAACUGUUCAGGGAUCCGCUGCAGACAUUGUCAAAACAGCCACUGUGAACAUUCAGAGACGCCUGGAAGCUUUCUCCUCUGCGAUCAAGUCCCACGGACAUCUGGAGAGCUCCUUCCAGAGGGAGAAGACUGGAAGGCUAACGAGGAAGAGAAACAGAGGGCUGUUACAUCCCAUCAGCGGAGGUUUCUUUAUCCUCCAGCUCCACGACGAGCUCCUCUACGAAGUUGCGGAGGACGAUGUCAUCCAGGUCGCUCAGAUUGUCAAGCACGAGAUGGAAAACGCCAUCAAACUCUUGGUGAAACUGAGUGUUAAAGUGAAAGUUGGACCCAGCUGGGGAGACCUGCAGGACCUGGAGCUCUGA